AGACCGAAAACCGGAGGUUGUCAUGUCGCGCCGCAGUCAGGACAUUCCCAUACGGCCGCGUUACGGCUACACUGACGAAGACGUUGCUAAUGAAAGCAACAGAGCGGCGGCAUCAACAAGAAACAACAGCACUCCCGCAUCUUCGUACACGGAAAUUCCAUUCCUAGCACAGUAUGCUGGUCCUAUACCCGAGCGAAAGGAGGAGACACAGCCAAGCAGCAAUGAAAGCUAUGUAAACCUGGACAUGGGUGACGAAGAGGAAGAAGAGGAGGACAACACAAACUCCAAAGACAGUUCUGAAGAGCAAGAGAAGACGGCAGGAAGGCCCACCUCCUUGAAUUGCGAACCCACUUUUCCAUACGAGUUGGAGGGCUCCACAAGCAAAACGGGAGAAAUGCGUCACUUUGUGGCUCACAAUUUGGAAGCCACACUGCGAGAGGGAAGCCCGCAACGGCCCACAGACUACAGCAAUGCCUCUGAACAAACCACACCCUCAACAUCGACAGCGCCAGGCGUGAUGACUCGUCGAUUCCUGCAAUCGAGGAAUAUACCCGAAAUCGAUGGCAAUGUACUUAGUGAUAUUGAGUUAGAGGCGCAAUAUCUGGCCACUGCCGUCGAUAAUCUUCUUGAAAAUUUGGGCAAUUUGCUGCACUCGAUCUCAUCCAUAACGGCCGACAACGUAGAGGUACACAAGAAUGCCGUGAGCAAGUUAACCGACACACUGGACGCCAACAUCAAAUGCAUGUACACGAUCAUGGCCAAAACGGAGGAGAUUAGCAAAUCGAUGAGGCCUACCGAACAGCUGGGACAGCGCAUACGGGAAAUAAAGCGACUUGUGGACAUGCUAGACAACACUAUGUAGGACGAAGUUGGCGGCGGUGUAAUCUUCGCCUCCGCACUGGAAAUGGUGACGACCACAGCCGAGACACCAACAAACAAUCCGACGUGUGCUUUUAUUUAAGGCGGAACAAAAUUUCUAGUCAUUUAUAAUUUCUUGUUUUCAUUCAAUUGCAUAUAAUCAAAAAUAUCAUGAAUACUCUGCACUAAAGUUUA
Messenger RNA from Scaptodrosophila lebanonensis, 1053 nucleotides. RefSeq names its product BLOC-1-related complex subunit 6 (gene BORCS6). The transcript is spliced from 3 exons. NCBI's taxonomy places the organism in Eukaryota, Metazoa, Arthropoda, Insecta, Diptera, Drosophilidae. The record is from RefSeq and is a predicted model, not a curated record. Gene Ontology annotation, biological process: lysosome localization. Bases 23 to 862 code for a protein of 279 amino acids. Gene Ontology annotation, cellular component: BORC complex.